UAAGAGUCCCUUUCAUUGGCAAAUUCUAACCUGGGUCCCCAGAGGGAAGUUGGUACCGAGAAACACAAUUGCCAGCCCUAGGAAUGACUGGCAGUGGUGAUGUCGAGCUGACCACCAGUCCGGAACAGCACAAGCCUCCUCCUUAAUGGAUCACUGGUCCUCAUCCUUGAAGGACUCGUCUUCAUUAGGCCUUUCAUCUGAUGGGCUGAGAGUGGUACAUCCCGACUUGUUGGAGAGGUUUCCACCUGGCUAGGUGUCUAGAAGUCGAGUACCUUAAUUUGGUGGGAGCAGCCUCAGGUCACUAGAGAGUAGAGUCCCAAGACACGUCAAGUGUCAAAGUGAAGAUUUGAAAUAAAAAGGAGGAAACCAUCCAUCCCGGAACAGAGGAACCCCAAAAAUUCUUCCAAUGCUGUCAGCAGCUGGAAUGCCCCGGACAGAGUUUUAAGGAACAGGAACCCGCCUCAAUCUCUCUGGAGUGUUGCAUGGAGAAGAGAAUUUUGGACAAGGAAGGACAGUUCCAAUUCUGCAAAAAGAGAAGACCCAGGCCUUGACAAGGAUCCCGCGUGUUCUGAGAGGACCCCCGCUAAGGAGGUGUAGGAGUCCCACCCUAUGUUUCGCUGUGGGAGACGCCAAAAGAGUGAUCUCAGGGGAGAAAGGCCCUUGGUCUGAAGAGUCAGCCACCGUUCUGCAGAGGGAGGAGGCUUGGCUUUAACUAAAGUUAUGGACCCCGAAUGCUGACAAAGGGACUGUUUCCAGAAAGCGGGGCUGCCAGCGCACUUGAACGUCAGGAUUCUGUGGCCCAGGGAGGAGUAAUCGUGUGUGGGAUGAUCAUGUGGUGAGGACUUUGGAGGCGGUCCCCGGCGGGGCAGUAGAUACUGGACUCUGGCAGAUACCAAAGUGGGGACGCCGAGUGCAAAUGCAGACACUGCAGACUGCGCAUCAUCCGGGUCCCACAGAACCCCGCCUCUGCUGUCAGUCCUGGGUGAUCUCGCGCGGUGACCGGAUGUGGCUCCCGGAUUUCCGCUUUGAGAAUGAGAUCGUCGAUGUAGUCGGUGGUGUGCUGUGCCGCGAGGAGGUUGGAUUCCGAGGACUGGCGUGGCGGCAAGGUGCCACCAUCACUUGUUCACUAGUCACACUCUUACCUGCUGUCCCUGACCACAGCUAUCAGUCAUGCCUCGCGGUCAUAAAAGUAAGCUCCGUGCCCGUGAGAAACGCCGUCAGGCCCGGGGAGAGACCCAAGAUCUCACAGCUGUUCAGGUCUCUGAAGCAGAAGUAGAAGAGUCCCCUUCCACCUCCUCUUCUGCUUCUGGGGGUACAUCCCAGGGUUCCUCUGUAUCUGGCCCUCCCCCGAAGCCUCAGAGAACCCGAUCCACCACUAGUGCUACAAGAUCUAGCAAAAGUGCCAAGAGCCAAGAUGAGGAAAAGCCAAGCACCUCCCGGGCCUCAAUUUCUCUCUGGGGCUCUCAUAAUGAUCCUGUAAGUACGAAGACAGGAAUGUUGGUGCGGUUGCUGCUGUACAAGUAUAAAAUGAAAGAGAUCGUUACCAAGGCAGAUAUGAUGAAAAUUGUCAACAAAAGGUACAAGGAGCACUUCCCCGAGAUCCUCAGGAGAGCCACUGAGCGCAUAGAGCUGGUCUUUGGCCUUGAUUUGAAACCAAUCAAGCCCAGUGGUCACUCCUAUAACAUUGUCAGCAAGCUAGAUCUUCCCAAAGAUAUGGGUCUUAGUGGUGGCUGGGAAAAUCCUAAAAAUGGGCUUCUGAUGCCUCUCCUGGGUGUGAUCUUCUUGAAUGGUAACUGUGCCUCCGAGGAAGAGAUCUGGCAAUUCCUGAAUAUUUUGGGAGUCUAUGAUGGGAAGACUCACUUCAUCUUCGGGGAGCCCAGGAAGCUCAUCACCCAAGAUCUGGUGCGGGAGCAGUACCUCAAAUAUCGUCAGAUACUAGGCAGUGAUCCUCCACGCUAUGAGUUCCUGUGGGGUCCAAGAGCCCACGCUGAAACCAGCAAAAUGAAGGUUUUGGAGUUUUUGGCCAAGGUCAACGGUACCAUCCCUAGCGCUUUCCAACCCCAUUAUGAAGAGGCUUUGCGAGACGAGGAAGAGAGAUCCAAAGCCAGAGCUGAAGCCAUGGCAGUUGAGGUGGCCAAGGCAAUCGCUGCUGUCAAAGCCAGUCAUGCCAGGGCCAAGUCCAGUAGCUCCUCCCACCUCUAGGGAGGUGAGGCAGAUUCUUCCUUUGUGCUUGUAAAACUACAGGUGGUGCUCCUGAUAUGUGUGAAAAACUGUUGAGUUCUCUUUGUUCUUUUGAAUUUUUCAAGUUGUUCCUUACAAUAGAAAGUUUAUUUAGAUUCAGAAUGUAAGCUUGUUAGUGAUACUAAUCACCGAUUUGUUUUAUUGAUGAUUAUCAAGUUUAGCAGUAAGAGUUUUGGUAUUGAAAUACAAAUUGCAAAUCCUUAAGUCACUGUCAUGACGCAGAAUAAGAUUGCAUGUCAUUGGAAGAAGUAUAUCCUCCACACUAAAAUAGUUGGGAUCAGGGACAGAAAAAAGUAAAAGUUGACUAAUUCUUGGUUUGCCUUACUCAGCCUAGGUUUUCCUUUUGUGUGGUGAAGAAUUGGAUUUUUAGUGGUGAAUUUUAUGUAAUGUGUACACAUGAAGUAUAGUAUGUGUCUGAUUAGUAUGUGUAGCAUAUACAUAAUUAUUGAUUUAUAAUGAUGCACACCUGAAACUUAAGUUAUGAUGCAAUAUUACUUCAAUA
Molecule: messenger RNA, 2743 nt
Organism: Talpa occidentalis (Iberian mole)
Lineage: Eukaryota; Metazoa; Chordata; Mammalia; Eulipotyphla; Talpidae
Product: melanoma-associated antigen B2-like
Exons: 4
Coding region: 1171-2202 (343 amino acids)
Biological process (GO): negative regulation of transcription by RNA polymerase II
Cellular component (GO): nucleus
Source: RefSeq, a predicted model, not a curated record